CUCCCUCGCAAAAUGCUCUCUCCCGGCCUCAAGUUGCUACUUGUCAAAUCUCCAAAGCUGCUUGCCCAUCUAUUAACCAUCGCUCUACUUUAUUAUGGGUCUUCGAAAUACUUCGGCUUUAUCCUUCGCUGGCCUCUAUUUUUGAAGCUUCUCGGUGGGCUCGGAUUGGUCCCCAUCACCGCGUUGGUGCAGGUGACAUGGACGCAGCUACGGAACAAAUGGGCAGCAAGGAGGAUGGGCGCAAUUCUUCCGCCUCUUGUCAAGAGUUACCUGCCUGGCAGUGUGGACACUCUACGUUAUGUGUUCGAGCACGAGAGGAGUGGGUAUCUAGGUGAUGACGCCUUGGUUCAUAUUAAAGACCUCGGUCGAACAUUUAAUUGGAGACUCUUUUGGAUGGAUAAGAUUAUCACGACAGAACCGGAACAUGUCAAGGCUGUUUUAGCUACGGAAUUUGAAAACUAUGAGAAAGGUGAUGUAUUCAAAGACCAUAUGCGAAGUGUUCUCGGGGACGGUGUCUUCAAUGCGGAUGGAGACAUGUGGAGGUUCCAUCGGUCAAUGACCCGACCAUUUUUUUCGAAGGAUCGUAUCUCACACUUUGAAAUCUUCGGAAGACACGCAGAUGAGGCUAUAGGUCUACUAAAAGCUCGCGUGCGUGAGGGCCAGGCAGUCGAUUUUCAAGAUUUGGUUGGACGUUUUACAUUGGACAGCGCAACAGAGUUCCUCUUUGGACACUGCGUGCAUGUUCUCCACGCUGGUUUACCUUACUCGCCCAACCUCGCCUCAUCUCGGGCGGAGAGGGACAAACCUCGCGACACAGCUACAGUCUUUGCACAGGCGUUCGCAGAGGCUCAGCUAGCUAUCUCGAUGCGCUCUCGCCUAGGUCCUAUGUGGCCAUUAUUUGAAUUUUGGAAGGACGCGACUCAAGAUUCCAUGAAAAUCGUCGAUGCAUUUAUUGAGCCAAUCUUGCAGGAUGCAGUCGCGAAACGAAAAGGGCCUGUCCUGAAUUUUAAUAGCAAGAAGGAAAUCGAGGAAGGAGAGACUUUAUUAGACCAUUUGAUUAAUUUCACGAAUGAUACGAAGAUCCUGAAGGAUGAAACUCUCAAUAUCAUGAUUGCUGGUCGAGAUACUACUGCGGCAACGUUAACAUUUGCGAUGUAUUGCCUCGCUAUGUAUCCGAGCGUGAUGAGGAGAUUGCGAGAGGAAAUACUAUCGGUCGUCGGAAAGGAGCGAAACCCGUCUUAUGAUGACCUGAAGGGAAUGAAAUACUUGAGAGCAUUUAUAAAUGAGGUGUUGAGAUUAUAUCCGCCUGUUCCGUUUGACGUUCGCCAGUCAAUAAAAGCUACUACUUUGUCUAAUAAGACACCUGGCGCAAGACCCUGGUACGUCCCUGCGCACACCAGUGUCAUAUACUCAGUCUUCCUCAUGCAUCGUCGGGAAGACCUGUGGGGACCUGACGCAAACGAGUUUGACCCCGACCGGUUUCUCGAUUACCGUCUACACAAAUAUCUCACGCCCAACCCAUUCAUCUUCCUCCCCUUCAACGCCGGUCCGCGAAUCUGCCUCGGCCAGCAAUUCGCAUACAAUGAAGCAAGCUUUAUGCUAGUCCGUCUCUUACAAGCUUUCGAUGGUGUAUCUCUUGCAGAGGAUGCACAACCCGAAGAUACGCUCCCACCGAAGGAGUGGAAGGAGGCUGUUGGAGAAAGGAAGAGUGUGGAGAAGGUAUGGCCGAAGAGUCAUUUGACGAUUUACGUGAAGGGUGGACUAUGGGUCCGACUCCAAGAAGCACCUGCAAACGAAUCAGUUUGAUGGGUCUGCGACAACAAUUCUUCCCUUCGUGGAAGCACUCUCGCCUGACCUCGUGACCCAGAUAUUGCCCCACCUAUGCCCGUUCAAUAUAUCCAAGAAGAAACACAAAUACUGUUAAUGUUGUAAUGUUAUUUAUUCCUGUACGUGGUAUGAUGCACACCCGUCCGAUUCCCGGGCCGGAUGACAACAUAGCGAAGCAUGAAGAGCGACCACACUUCGUUCCAGGAGUCCCCUAGCCACCUCUUCGGUCCCGCGGCUCGAAGAAAGAUGUGGAUAUAUGCACGUUCUGGACCUCUUGUACAUAGGAAUAACGCGAUGUGUGAACGCAAAAUCUUGAAUUGUAAUGUAACCUACCAGAUGUAUUUAUUUUUCAAUAACCAAAUGUCAAUCCUACCUCUAAC
Molecule: messenger RNA, 2207 nt
Organism: Fomitiporia mediterranea MF3/22
Lineage: Eukaryota; Fungi; Basidiomycota; Agaricomycetes; Hymenochaetales; Hymenochaetaceae
Product: cytochrome P450 monooxygenase pc-1
Exons: 13
Coding region: 13-1806 (597 amino acids)
Molecular function (GO): monooxygenase activity; iron ion binding; heme binding
Source: RefSeq, a predicted model, not a curated record